GAAGUGAAGGCGACUCAAUUGGGUAUAAAGCAUCAGCCAACAUCUGCCCCGAGCAGUGCAGAGCUGAUGAAAACAUCAGCUCGGAGCUCGUUCAGGACCUCUGCGCUUUAUUUUAGCUCUUUUGGAUUUAUCAUUUGGCUUUACGGGGCCGGUGCACCCUGGGAGAGGCAUCUCUUUUUGUGCAACUUCAAAUAAGUGAUUCCACAAACAGCUCUAUACUGGAAUUAACUCACAUCCACCGAGAUUUCAGGAGCGCACCUGUUACCUCCACGGAGCGCAGGACGAUGAUCCCUCCGGGAGACUGCAUGUAUGCAGGCAGGAAGAGGAGGAAGCCCAUCCAAAAACAGAAGCCGUCCUCUGCCAAUGAGAAAACCAACCCGUCCAAGCGGCACAGGGACAGGCUGAACGCUGAGCUGGACCGGCUGGCCAGCCUGCUGCCGUUCCCCCCGGAUGUCAUCUCCAAGCUGGACAAGCUGUCUGUGCUCCGUCUCGCCGUCUCCUACCUCCGCGUCAAGAGUUUCUUCCAAGGCAAAGAUCCAGAGUUGAAGCAAGCCUCAAAUCUCCGGACAAACAUCUCCACCAUGCCAGCCCUUCAGUCAGCAACUCAAGAGAAGACCUCCAGGAAGCAGAUCAUCAACACGGCAUCCUCCAACCCUGAACCCAGGAAAGAGAGCCUUCCACUGGGCAGCUCAGUGAACGAGAGCAGCCUCCUGCUGGAGUCUCUGACAGGCUUUGCAUUGGUGGUGAGCAGUGAUGGGAUGGUCUUUUAUGCCUCCUCGACCAUCGUGGACUACCUGGGGUUCCAUCAGACUGACGUGAUGCACCAGAACGUGUAUGACUACAUCCACAUAGACGACCGUCAGGAGUUCAGACGUCAGCUGCACUGGUCCAUGUGUCCUCCACAGCACCAGGGGGCGUCCACGCAUCAGGACAGCCAGAUACCUUCAGGGACAGGUGAGGACUUCGUCGUUAGCAGCCUGUUUCACUCUCCAGAGGCCGGGGGAAUUCCUCCAGAGCUCUCCUGCUUCCUCAACAGAUGUUUCAUUGCCAGAGUUCGAUGCCUCUUGGACAGCACCUCUGGCUUCCUGACGAUGCAGUUCCAGGGUCGCCUGAAAUUCCUUCACGGUCAGAAAAAGAAGUCAGCCUCUGGAGCUCUGAUUCCUCCUCAGCUGGCUCUCUUCUGCAUAGGUGUUCCUCUGCUGCUGCCCUCCAUCACCGAGAUGAAGAUGAAGAACAUGCUGAUGAGGGGGAAGACCAAGGGCGGAGGAGGAGGCAUGAUCUCUGCACUCGAGCACGGUGAGCGAGGGGAGCAUCUCCGCAGACACUCCUUCAGCGGAGGGAUGGGUGACAUCACAGACCCCCUCCUCCUCUCCUGUCCCACCCCAGGUGUCAACCAGCGAGGCCACCACACCCCCUGGACCCCUCUCUCCAAAGACAACCUCAAGUACCGCCCUGACGGUUACUACAACCAGGAUGAGCCGCUCAACUACUGCAAGUCAUCCAUGGGUCCUCAUAAAGGUGUGAGCCCAGGUCUGAGUGGCGGCUGGCCUCUGCGUCCAAACUCAGGUCCUCUCAGAGCAGGUCAGGGUGUCGGAUAUAUCCCUUCAAAUCGCCUGAACAAGGUCGGUCCAUAUGGGAAGCCGUACCGCCUCUCCCCGGGCUGUCACAGCGGCCGAGGAGGUGAGGUGUUCGUCUCUAAGCUCUACGGAAAUGUCCAGAUCCCCUCAGACCCUGAUGCAUACUGUGUGGACCUGGUGAAGAGCGAGAAUGGAUAUGGCGAAUGCUACGAUGGCCAUCUGAUGCCGCCCAUCAAAGUUGAGCACGACUCAGACUCUGAGAACGGCUGCGACACUUAUGGGCAACCUUGGGUGGGCCGCGACCCAGAAUCCAUGGACCGUCGCUAUGUUAAUGGCGUCUAUGACCACGCUGCAGGCCUCCACCUGAAAUCUGAGGCUGACUACUACGACCCGCAGUACUCUCCCUGUCAGCGAGGCAAGGCAGGAAUCAGCCCGCCAUACAACAAUGGAAACUAUCAAAACUAUGCAGUCAACAACAGCGGCAAUGCAGCCAACCGUCUGCUGAAAUGUGACAAAGACUUGGGCAACAACGACAACAACACAUUCAGUCCACAGCGACUCUCGCACUCAGACUCUCUAUGCAGCAACCAACCUGUCAACCUCAUGGACUCUCACCUCUACCAGCAGGACCCGCACAAGGCCUACAUGCACCCGGACUACAACAAGCAUGGCCCGUACGAGUUCAAAGGUCACGGACUGAUCCACUCAAUCAAAAGGGAGCCAAUGGACUCGCCGCCGUGGUCAGAGAAUACUCACGACAUUAGCCAGGCCAUGAUGGUCGGCCAGAGGAACGCUAUGCCGUGUGUGAUGAACACGGGGCACCACAAGUCCAGCCCAUACAUUUACAUGCCGUGAGAGAGAUCUGCUCAUGAUAACCUGCUUCAAACACACAUCCAAUCAGUGUGCAUUAGCCUUGUUAGUGCACCAAUCACACACCAGCAUCACAAAGAGACUGAAUAUGAGGAUCUCCAGGAUGUCAACGUUUGGAUCGCUUCUUCUUCCGUGUGAUGAAGAGGUUACAAACAGGCUCAGGUUUAGCGUUAGCGUUGUGACAAUCACGAAAAAAAAACUUCAUAUCCUGUUUAUGGAGAGAUGUUUUUUGUUUUUAAUUUUUUGUAGUUGGUUCCAAGCACUUUUGGAUUUUAGUGAAAAUGAGACAAAUUAUGUCUAGAGACACAGUUUCAGUUUGUUGUACGUGUUGUGUUCACCUGGAUUUGUGGGAAUUUUGCUGUAAAAAAAGACUAUUUUUGAGAAUUUUGUUCACAGGAGAUGCUUUCACACACCUACUGCUGGGAAAAAGGUUUCAGUGAUAUCAGUUUAGAGGAUAAUCUGAAGGAUAAUCUGCCUUUGUUCUGGUUUCCCAUGUUAGAUGCUUUAACCAACAAUCACCUGCUUAAGUCAUUACUCUCUACGGUGAUGUCUGAGUGGGCGACUAGUCCCUAUGCAACAUUAAAUUGUAUUAAAUCAGUUUACAGAGACAUCAGAUUUGGUUAAAACUGCUUCAGAAAAAGUUACACAGAGUCAGUUUGCAGCCAGAGUCUGAUUUUAAAAUGCUCAGUGUUCCUUUAUUCAAGCAUUUUAAUAGCUAAAGUGAACAGCUGCAGAAACACAAACGCAAAAGUUCUAUAUUUAUAGCUUCCACCUGUUGAUUAAAGAAUAUUAUUGUUCAGCUUCUCUAACUGAUGAGGAGAAAAGCCAGGGUUAUACUUCAGCAGAAUCCCCCCAGAGACAGAAAAGCCAGAGAGGAGUAAAUAUAGGGUUGAUACUAACAGAUGAUCCGCUGUCUCUGUAGGUCACAGUGGACUAAAGCACAGAGCAGACUUCGCUUAAUUCUGCCAUUUAAUGCUAUGAUAACCUGUGCAGAAUAUGACCAUUUUUUUAAUCUAGCAGUACCAGAACACUGACUGACAGCUGACAGUGAUCCUGCUACAAUACUUAAUUCCAAUUCAGACCAAAGAGUUUAAACUGCCACUGUGAUGUCUAAACACCUGCCCGUUCACACUGUUGAGACUGUAGGAGACGAUGUAUCAUUUUCAUAACUCUCACGGUCACUCACUGUAAAGUGAUUAAUUUCUGCAGUUACUGCACAAUAACUCUAUCCCUACAAUAGGGACAGUACUGCACAUUAACGGUCUUUGUAUGUGAUUUUUCAUGAUCAUGCAAAACAUUUCAAUCAUAUGCAGGUGCACAAGAGGGAUUCCUUACUAAAUCUUCCUUUCCAUCACCAUCAUAGGGUGGCAGCACAAAAACACAGCACUGUGCAUAAGUUUUAGGCAUGUUUGAGCUGAAGCUGAAGUAAAGAGUGUAAUGAUGAGUAAUCACACCUGAAGGCACCAUCAGGCAGAAAGGAGGAUUGAUGCAACCCAAGUCAUGCUCUGGAUGUCCUUGCAUUUUAGCAGGGGUAUGGGAAAAUAUAGUGUUAAAAAAUAACAAAGUCCACACCUUUAGGGUGGAGUAAGAGGGGGAUGUGGGGAGUGAGCACAGCUAUAGGGUACUGUUUGGGCAGAUAGUAGGGUUGCCACAAGCCCCUGGUCAUGCUGCGGAUUUCCCAAGGGCCUCAAAAUUGCCAGAAGUCUCUGGGCCAAUCACCAGGGGUGAAAAGGCCCAGACAAAAGAAGAACCAUUGAGCUUGACCUUGGCUGCUGAGUGGCACAAGUAUGUGUCCCCUUAGAACCCAACAUGCCUAAAAACUAUGCACAUGACUGUAUAAACACACAAAUGCUUUUCUAGCUCGGUCUUAUUAUAAUGAAGAUAUCCGCUCUGAAUAAUUAAUUUUCCAUGGAGAAAUCUAGCUCCUAUAGCUGCACAUCCUUAUGAGUGCAGCUGGAAAAAUAAGAGCCUUUUCAAAACACCAUUUCUAUUUUUUUUUUCCACAUUUAUCGGCUUCUUGAAAAUGUAUUUUUUUAAGUUUUCACAUGAAACUUCAGCCCAUAAACUCUCCCGUCUUUUUAACAUCUGCUGUACAAUGAUUUUAAUCUAUCUAUCUCUGCUGCUGUCACAGUCAGCAGGCAAGCUGCAGAAGAGGAGUCAAUGCCAAACUAAUAGCAGCCAACACAAGGUGGCAGCACUCACAAAACCAGCUUUUGGAUCAUCUCAAAGAAGUGCAGAUCUUAUAUUUAAGAGUCCAAAAUAACUCUACACAUUUUAUACGCCACUUACAUUUGUGAAGUUCAGAGAAACACUUGAUUUCAAGACAUAAAACCACAAAAUCAGGCUUGAUUAGCUUGUAAUGGGCAAAAAUGUCUGCAAAUGAAGCAAACAAAUCCUACUUUUGUCACAACUGAAUCUACCAUCUUAUUCAUUUUUAACUUCAAAACAAUUGAGCAAAAUCAUCUUGCCUCAUCAGCAGGUUUGUUUCAAUAUUUGACAGGCAAGUCAGACCUUAUUUUUAGAUUUAACAUUCUGACAUAAGAUGUUUAUGUGACCUCAUGAGCAGAAUGGGUUCUAAAAUUGCACUUUUUGCAAGAAAUUCAAAAAAUAGACCUCAUUAGAUUUGGGUUUUUGCAGCUGCUCAUAAUAACAUGAUGAAAUACUGAAUACAGUAGUUUUGAAUGUUAAUAAAACAGACUGUUGGUGCAAGCUGAUUAUAUUUAGAAAUCAAACAAAUGCUUUUGCUUUUAUUUAUUUAUUUUUUUUUCAAUGAGAGCAGACUCUCAUUAUCUAAGAGUGAGCCACUGCUUUAGCCAGAACAUUAUUUCAACUCAGGCCUCUUUUAUUUGAUUUUACUUCUAAAUAUAGAUAAAGUUUCUGAAUCAACGUAUUUACUCUAACAGGCUAUGUGACAUAAUCUGUUGAUAAAAUCAAACCUGAUUUAAUUCUGUCUACUAAAAAAGUUGUUGUAUUUGUCCCUGGCAGGUCCAGAUUGUUAUUUAGAGAGUCUGACAGUGUUCCAGUCCUUGUUAGUGUCAAAGAAGUUUCAGGGUGUUGAAAUGUGUGAUGCAUAGAAAAGCACUGAAUAAACGGUCUAACUUUGGGAUCUGAUGUCAGACAUUUACAAAAACAACCUGAGUCUGUCAGUGACAAAAAAACUUUAGGUAGAUGAACUUUGGGCUCAUUUGGAAUGACAAAACUUCAGGUACAAGUGUGGCGGGGUUAGUUGGGAGGCAAAAUGUUAACCAGGACCCUUCAAGUCAUUCACACAUGCACGUAACUCCUGAAAAUUUCCAGAAUUUUUCUGGGUGAGCUGCAGGUGUAAACACAGGAAUUUUUCACCUGGACUUUUCUUGCUAGUCCCCCUGUGUGUUAUUAUUAUUUACAUACAUUUAACCUGGAAAAUCUAAUUUACAAAAGUGUCCUGACAGCCAGCUACAUAUCUAGCAGAGUUACAGACAUUAAACACAAAAACACUACAAACACAUCAACCAACUCCAGAGUCACAGAGCUGAAAGUCAUCAAUCAACCUGAUGCAUCAUCCUCCAACACCUGUAAUCUACUUUGAGAACAAUUUCAGUCAGUCAUCUCAUGUUUGUAAUUUGUUCAAGCAUUUAUAAUGACAGUAACAUUUGUUUGGUGGCAGGCUCUGAUUUCAUCACUCCUCCAGAUUUAUUUUACAUGCAGAAUUCAGGAGUGAUGAGAAAAAAAAUCUUAAACUCCCCAUCGGAGCCUACAGGAGGAUGCUGGGGUGGAGGUGGGUUGAAAAAGAGAGAACAGUGCUGAUUCAGGGCAGAGGAAUCUUGCAGCUAGAGUUGACCACUGAGUUAGGAGGAUGUGAAUCUGGGAUUCAAUUGAGAUGCAUUUCAGGGGUGAUUGAUUAGCUUGCAGACUUUUCCUGCACAGGAGACAGAAAUUUUCCUGCAGAAGAUUCCAGGCUGCAGGGGCAGAAAAUCUGAAACCCCUUUUACACAUUUCAAGACGGACUUUGUUAACAGAUAGCAAAAACAAAACAUGUGACUGAGUCACAGAGCAUCAACUGUAGCUUCUAAAACUUUUCACAUGAGUAAAAUCACAUAAGUGUGAUGGAUGCAGAUCAAGUAUAGCCUUAUAAAUAAGGAUAUGCACACGAUUUUGUCUAUGAGUGGUCAAAGAAGGCCAACUGACCUGGUCAUACAAGGUACAAUGAUGAGAUAUAUUUGUUAUAAACCUCAGUGCCCCGUGGUAAACAGUAUCUAAGGGUUAAGGCAUUGGGAAGAUGCAUGCAUUUAUAAAACAUCACUGUAAUCAAUGUAUGUGGUGUGUUUACUGUGUGAAGUUUGUGUUAGCUAAUGUGUGAUUGCAAUAGGAGAAUUUACCUUCAGCCUGCAGGCAUGGUAAUGCACAAGACCACUGAACCAUCUCUUUGCUCUUGUGAUAAUGUGAUAUGGUCAAACUUCACAUGAUAUUGAUAUAGGGGCACAUAUCCUAUUAUAGCAUCAUUCAGUGUUUUUUUUUUUUUUUUUGCUUUGCCUACCACUCUAUUCUCAUCCUUAUUACCUUUUUAAGUCAUGUGUUGCCUCCUCAGUCUGCCUACUCAUGAGGUGCCCAUGUGAGAAACCAAUUCAGUUGAAUUUGAGGCUCAGUCUGCCUGAAAUUCUCUGGAAAUUUUCAGUAGAGCAUGUGUGAAAAAACCUCAAAAGCAAGGUCCUAAAUCUGUAAAAGUUCCCCUUCUCUUUAAGUUCCAGGUGGCAAUAUUAAGAGGUAAAAUUCAUUAAAAGCAAUAAAUAGAAAGAUAACAAGGGCAAAGCUGAUAGAGUAACAAUAACUCCAAUCACACUAAUGAUAACAUGAGUGAAGGUUCAUUUAAAUUGAAGGAAAGGAAGAUUGUAAAAAGUUUGACUCUUAUUCUUUCCACACAAUAUUUCAAGAAUUCUCAGACUCCUGUUGAAAAAACAUUAAAGUAUGAUUAAUUUAUGUCAGUUUAUGUCAGAGCUAAUGUUGUACAGUGUGAAUUAGUGUUUUUGGCGAGAUCAGCAUUUCAACUGGAUGCAGCCCCUGCAGAAAUGACACAUUUCCUUUGAGAUGACUACACUUUUCAUGUUGUCUGUUCAAAAACAUCUGAUUUUGUCUUCACAGUCAGUAUUUUUGCACAAAUUACCUAAAAGCACCAAAUCGAUUGGAUGUCUCAGUUCUGUGAAGCUACGGUCGUAGUUUCUAACUUGCACUACUGGGAGUAGUUCAGAAGAAGUUCAGCGUAGACGGACGAGUUUUUGAGUCGACACGCACAAGUGUACAUGGUGUCACUGUUUGAAUUUGUCUUUUUCUCUUUGUGUGUGUUCAUUUCAAUAAAUGUUUGAUGAUUCGUAUUUAUUGUGAGACAAAAGUGCGUAAUUUAAAAACUACAGUUUGAAGGCUUUUCUGUUUCACUAAGGUUAAUGAAUAUGGCUUUUUUCUUGCUAUUGUUUUGAUAAUUGUUAAAAAAAAAAAAAAACGACUGUCAUUCUUGUCUCAUGGAGGAGGUAGCUGCAAGGUAGCGAACACAGUGUACAUAUGCAGUGUCUUCCAAUGUUUCUACGUGUUUUUGCAAAUGGGACUUAUCUAUUAAAAGACUUUUCUUUGUAUGGAAAUA
Molecule: messenger RNA, 8058 nt
Organism: Cheilinus undulatus (humphead wrasse)
Lineage: Eukaryota; Metazoa; Chordata; Actinopteri; Labriformes; Labridae
Exons: 10
Coding region: 285-2432 (715 amino acids)
Biological process (GO): regulation of transcription by RNA polymerase II
Cellular component (GO): nucleus; aryl hydrocarbon receptor complex
Molecular function (GO): nuclear receptor activity; transcription cis-regulatory region binding; protein dimerization activity
Source: RefSeq, a predicted model, not a curated record